AUGGUGAAAUACAGGAAGGCUCUUUCACGAGGCAGAAGGAGCAGAAGCAGAAGUCCUACUCCUUGGCGGAAUAAAGCUUCUCCACAAAAAAUGAGAAGCAGAAGUAAAAGCCGAACUCUAGAGUGGCGAAGGGCUUCUUCAAGGAAAAGAAGGAGUAGAAGCCGAAGUCUCACCCCUGAGGAGGGAGAGACUGGGAAACACCAUAGGGAUAGGUACGAGAGACCUGAUUCCAAUUGGGAAAGGAACGCUCCCAAUAAAACGAAGGAACGCGAUGAGGGGACCAUGUCUGCAGGAGAAGCAGCACGGAAGGCCCUCAGCAAUAUAGCAUCCUCCCCCUUUGAAAGGAGGUUGCAAGAGGCGAGACUGCUGAGCAGGGUGAAACACGGUGCGUUCAUCCUCUAUGAAACAAAUACAGAUCUCGUCGCACACAUAUAG
This is a messenger RNA of Rhododendron vialii, 435 nucleotides long. RefSeq lists its product as uncharacterized. The record is from RefSeq and is a predicted model, not a curated record. The coding region runs from base 1 to 435 and encodes 144 amino acids. The transcript has a single exon. NCBI's taxonomy places the organism in Eukaryota, Viridiplantae, Streptophyta, Magnoliopsida, Ericales, Ericaceae.